This is a messenger RNA of Enhydra lutris kenyoni (northern sea otter), 3223 nucleotides long. RefSeq names its product piggyBac transposable element derived 1. Gene Ontology annotation, molecular function: sequence-specific DNA binding. The transcript is spliced from 6 exons. NCBI's taxonomy places the organism in Eukaryota, Metazoa, Chordata, Mammalia, Carnivora, Mustelidae. The coding region runs from base 146 to 2473 and encodes 775 amino acids. The record is from RefSeq and is a predicted model, not a curated record.
CGUGUUUCUUGAGCUUUUGGUCCGCUGACCAGCAGUCGGACCCGCAGGUAUUGCGCGCCCGCCUGGUGCCCCCGGGGUGCCCCGGACGCCGCAGGUGCCCUGCCAGCCGCUUCCGACCGCCGUGCUGCCCGGACGCCAGCCCAGCAUGGAUGAAGCUUUGCCAGGCCUCACACCUGAAAACGGAGACAGCCUUGUGAAAGUGAAGGAGGAGGACUCCCCCUGGGAGCAGACAUGGGGCUCGCGGGAGAGCAGCCCCUGCGCUCAGGAGCUCUGCCGCCUGCGCUUCCGGCAGUUCUGCUACCAGGAGACCCCGGGGCCCCGCGAGGCACUGAGCCAGCUGCGGGAGCUCUGCCGCCAGUGGCUGCGGCCGGAGACCUACAGCAAGGAGCAGAUCGUGGAGCUGCUGGUGCUGGAGCAGUUCCUGACCAUCCUGCCCGAGGAGCUGCAGGCCUGGGUGCGGGAGCGCCGCCCCGAGAGCGCGGAGCAGGCGGUGGCCGCGCUGGAGGACCUGGAGAAAGACACUGGAGACCCAGGAAAGCAGGCUUGUGUCUGUACUCAGGGACAGGACAUGUACCCACUGGUGUCAGAGUAUCAAGGAGCCUCUUUGGAGAGUCAGAGCCUCCAGCUCCUGCCCAGGGUGACCGCCUUGAAGUGUGAACCUCCAGAUCUCUGCCAGAAGAACCCCCAAGAAACAUCAGUGAAGACUGAGGAAGAAGCCACCCAGGCCCUUGUCACAGAGAAGCAGCCACCUCCGAGUCGGACCCCCAGGACCCCCUGUGGGAAGCUGGCUCAGGAGAAGGUUCCGGAUGUCUGUCUGAUGGCUGAAGAAGUUGUAACUGAAGAUGGGUUAUUUAAUGCAAAGAAAGAAACUUCUCAAGAAAUGGAGCACACUGCUGAGGCCCCAGGAACAGCCAGUAGAGAUGGCAUGCUCCAGCCACCUUGUACUUCUGUCCCUACUGACAGGACAGUUGCACAUUUGAACACCCUGAAGGACCGUUACCCGGGUGACUUGUGGGCCCGAAUGCACAUCUCCUCCUUGGAAUAUGCUGCAGGAGACAUGACCCGAAAGGGGAGGAGAAGGGACCGAGCUCGGGUGAGUGAACUGCUCCAAGGCCUUGCAUUCUCUGGGGAUUCAGAUGUGGAAGAAGAUAACAAGCUUGAGGCUCACCACGCUCAAAAGAAGCUAAAGAUAUCAGAUGUACCAGAGAAGAACUGGGCCAAAAGAGACAUUAAACCCAACUUCCCAAGCUGGUCAGCACUGGAUUCUGGACUUUUGAAUCUUAAGAGUGAGAAGCUGAACCCAGUAGAGCUCUUUGAGUUAUUUUUUGAUGAUGAAAUAUUCAACAUGAUUGUCAGUGAAACCAAUAAUUACGCAUCUCAGAAAAAUGUCAACCUGGAAGUCACAGUUCCGGAAAUAAGGUGUGUCUUGGGUAUCUUGCUUUUGAGUGGAUUUGUGAGGCGUCCCCGAAGGGGAAUGUACUGGGACAUCUCCGAUGCUGACCAGAACCUGGUUAGAGAUGCAAUUAGAAGGGACAGAUUUGAAUUGAUUUUCUCAUACCUACAUUUUGCAGAUAAUAGCCACCUAGAUCAAAAAGAUAAGUUUACAAAGUUGAGGCCUCUCAUAAAGCAAAUGAAUAGAAAUUUCCUCCUGUAUGCUCCCCUAGAAGAGUACUAUUAUUUUGGUAAGACAAUGUGUGAAUGCUUUGACAGUGACCAGUUCCUGAACGGGAAGCCUCUUAGAAUUGGCUAUAAAAUCUGGUGUGGCACAACCACACAGGGUUAUCUGGUGUGGUUUGAGCCCUAUCAAGAAGACUCAGCAGCGACAGUGGGUAAGGACGUCGGUCUGGGUUUAGGUGGGAAUCUAGUGCUGCAUUUUGCUGAUGUUCUUCUAGAGAGAGGCCAGUAUCCCUAUCACCUGUGUUUUGAUAGCUUCUUUACGAGUAUCAAAUUGGUGGCAGCCUUGAAGAAAAAAGGACUGAGGGCAACAGGAACAAUUCGAGAGAACAGGACUGAAAAAUGUCCCCUCAUGAAUGCAGAACAUAUGAGGAAAAUGAAGAAGGGAUAUUUUGAUUUCCGAGUAGAAGAGAACGAGGAGAUAAUUUUGUGUCGUUGGCAUGGUGAUGGCGUUACCAGCCUGUGCUCCAACGCUGUGGGCAUAGCACCAGCCAGGGAGCUCAGGUGUUCUGCUAAUGAGGAGGACGUCCACCAGGGAGCUCAGCCGGCCAUAGUGAAACUGUAUGGUGAGUGCAGGGAAGGUGUCGCUAAAAUGGAUCAAAUCAUUUCCAAGUACAGGGUGAGAAUAAGAAGCAAGAAAUGGUACUCAGUUUUGGUGAGCUACGUAAUUGAUGUAGCCAUGAACAACGCCUGGCAGCUACACAGAGCCUGUAACCCGGGCACCGCUCUAGACCUCCUAGAGUUUCGGAGAUACGUCGCACAUUUCUACUUGGAGCACAAUGCUAAUCCGUCAGAUUAAGAUAGAAAAAAUGAACACGAUACCAAUAUUAACAGGACAAAAAUAUCACAGGUACAAAUCAGACUGUACCCUUCCAAAGCAAACAUUCCAUGUAAUGGAAUUAUUAAGUAAAUAUUUUAAAAAGUCAAGCAUCUGUGUAGAGUUUCAAAGACUACUGUAACAAGUAAUUUUUUAAAAAUUAUCUGUAAAAAUGUUGAACUUGAGUGUUACCUUUAUCUAUGACUGGUUUUUGAUGUGAGAUAUUUGAAAUCAUUUGUUGAAUUGAUUAAAGAGGUACAGUUUCAUUCUUUCGGUGCACAAAUUAAUUUUUUGUGGAGAUUUUUUAAAAAUGCAAGCGCUAUCAUAGUAACCACAGGAUGGUGCUGAAUCUGCAGUUGAAAAUCCAGGCAGAGCCCAUGACAUAAAGAUGAUCUAAGAAAGACCUUAGGUGAUAAGAGGCUGAAAACCUCAGUGCUGCUAUAAAACUGGACCAGACGGUGGGCAGGAGACGAGGGCCAGGCCGGCGCGCUGGCAGGGGGUACUGUAAAGGAGAAACGGGGGAAGCAGUGCCUCUGGAGGCUGAAAUGAAAGCUGUGUGCUGCUGGGACUCGGGGCUGGCAGAAGCAGCUAAGAGUAAAGAAAACUGAAGAAACAGGAAGCAAAUCAAGUAACAACAGCAUCUUCAGGGGAGGAAAGGAGAAGUCACCAGCUGGGUAAAGUGGACAUAAAGCCCAUGGAGAAAAAGCUGUAUGUUGAACUGAACAGCCUAGA